Branchiostoma belcheri (Belcher's lancelet) is the source of this 2904-nucleotide messenger RNA. Its product is annotated as E3 ubiquitin-protein ligase UHRF1-like. Bases 208 to 2883 code for a protein of 891 amino acids. Gene Ontology annotation, molecular function: protein binding; ubiquitin protein ligase activity. The record is from RefSeq and is a predicted model, not a curated record. Gene Ontology annotation, biological process: protein ubiquitination; negative regulation of gene expression via chromosomal CpG island methylation. The transcript is spliced from 17 exons. Lineage: Eukaryota; Metazoa; Chordata; Leptocardii; Amphioxiformes; Branchiostomatidae.
GGGUUGCGUUUUGUAAAAAAGAGUAUUUUUCCGGACGAGAUUUCGCGAGAUCUUGUUCGCGCCAUUCCCACACGUGGGUGAAAUUAUCAUAUUUAAAGCCGUUUGUGUUCACUUCUUUUAUCACACACACAGCUACAGAGAGCUCGCUCCCUUUCUUAUAAAAAGACACGCUGCUAGAAGAACUCUUGUCCGAGAAAUUCGGCCAAGAUGUGGAUCCAAGUCCGUACUUUUGACGGAAAGAGGCAGGUACAGAUAGACGGCCUGUCGAAGCUGACGAAAAUCGAGGAACUGAGGGGGAGGGUGGACGAAGUUUUCGACGACUCGCCGCCCGAGAGACAACGCCUCUUCUACCGCGGAAAACAGCUGGAGGAUGGGCACACCCUGUUUGACUACAGCGUGGGGCUGAAUGAGAUCAUCCAGCUGCUGGUUAGGCCGGCCGACACUGGCCAAUCAGAAGGCAGCUCAGUCGCCACUGAAACCGCAUCCGACAAGGAGGAGCCCAUGGAAGAGCUGGAGCUAGAACCAUCCACCCCUGAUGCACCGAUGACCAAUGGGGAUGUGGACUCAGACACAGGACUGUCCGACCCUUCCACAAGCGGGCAGGCAGGGCACAUCAAAGGACUCUACGCGGUAGGAGACUUGGUAGAUGCCAGAGACUUGCGGAUCGGCGCCUGGUUCGAGGCCACGAUCCUAAAAAUUACGCGGGCAUCUUCUGAUUCCUCCGAAAACCACAAAGACGAUAAUUCUCAGGGAACAACAAGCGAGUCCAAAGACCAAGAAGCUGCCGCUGCUACCCAAGACAUUCCCGCACACGGCAGCUCAAAUUCUGUCUUAAAUGGUACCUCAGACACAAGACAAACACAGGAGGACACCGAGAAAUCUUCUGAGGAUACCUCCUUACAAUCAGGGAAGGGCGACGGCGAUAAAACUACCUCACAACGCGAGGAAACGGCCCCAGCUACUACCUCGUCGGAAAAGGACAGUGGAGACAUGGAGGUGGACGGCCUUCCCAACGGAGCUUCUGCGGAAAAUGUGGUUCUGAAUGGAGAUGGGAGCGACGCAAGUCGGUCGGGAGAGGAGGAGAUGGAAGAGGAGGGGCUGGUGUACCACGUCAAGUUUGAAGACUACGAGGAUGAUGUUGCACAGCUCCGGAGCGUGGACAUCAGACCGCGAGCGCGGACCGUCAUCCCGUUCGAGGACGUGCAGCAAGGCAUGCUGGUCAUGGCGAACUAUAACCCUGACGAACCCAAGGAGCGAGGCUACUGGUACGACGUAGAGGUCGUCGCCAAGAAGGCCAAGAGAACCAACAAGGAACUGAUUGGCAGAAUCCUGUUGGGUUCGAGAGGUGACUCCAUCGAGGAUUGUCGCCUGAUCUUCACGGAGGAGAUCUUUAAGAUCGAGAAGGCGGGCGAGUGUCCCAACGUUAACAUCAACCAGGUCAACGGCGAGGAUAUGGAGGACCUCAGACGUAAGAAGACACCUGAGUGUAUGCAGUGUCUGGACGACCCGAACAAGAAGUGUAAACACUGCAACUGUCACGUGUGUGGAGGGAAGGAAGACCCAGACAAACAGCUACUGUGUGAUGAGUGUGACUCUGCCUUCCACAUGUACUGUCUGACUCCACCCAUGGAAGUACUACCAGAUGAUGAUGAAUGGUACUGCCCUCUGUGCCGUAACGACACGUCAGAGAUUGUGAGGGUCGGGGAGAAACUCAAGGAGAGCAAGAAGAAAUCCAAGAUGGCGUCCGCUAAAGGCACCAGCACUCGUGACUGGGGGAAGGGCAUGGCGUGUGUUGGCAGGACAAAAGUUUGCAACCUGGUCCCCCCUAACCACUUUGGACCCAUCCCAGGUGUGCCUGUGGGAACCAUGUGGAAAUUCCGCGUACAGGCCAGUGAAGCUGGUGUCCACCGUCCACACGUGUCUGGGAUCCACGGCAGGGAGACAGAGGGAGCCUACUCCAUCGUACUGUCUGGGGGAUAUGAGGAUGACAAGGAUGAUGGGGAGGAGUUCCUGUACACGGGCAGCGGAGGUCGUGACCUCUCAGGGAACAAGCGCACAGCUGAGCAGUCAUGUGACCAGAAACUCACCAAGAUGAACCUUGCCCUAGCCAGGAACUGCGCUGCCCCACUGGACACUAAGAAAGGAGCAGACAGUAAGGACCGGUGGCAGGAGGGGAAACCAGUCAGGGUGCUGAGGAACUGUAAGGGUCGAAAACACUCCAAGUACGCGCCUGAAGACGGCAACAGAUACGACGGAAUAUAUAAGAUAGUGAAGUACUGGCCAGCGAAGGGUAAGUCCGGUUUCCUGGUCUGGCGUUACAAACUCCGCCGGGACGACCCGGAAGCCGCGCCGUGGACCAAGGAGGGACAGAAAACAGCCAAGAAACUCGGACUCACCAUGCAGUACCCAGAUGGCUACCUGGAGGCUCAGGCUGCCAAGGAGAAGGAGAAGGAAGGAGGGACACCAGCUAAGGGCAAGGGGAAGAGGAAACGGGGGUCAGAUGAUGAGGGCACUCCCAGUAAGAAGAAGGGCGGUGCCUUGCGAGAAGUCUCUGCAGAGGUACAGAAGAUGCUUAAGGAGGAUGAGAAGAAUAAGAAGCUGUGGGAUGAGGCCCUUAAGGCGGCGAAGGGCGGCGACUCCUUCCUCCCCAAGGUCGAGGAGACUUUCCUGUGCAUCUGCUGUCAGGAGCUGGUGUUCCAGCCGGUUUCUACGGAAUGUGGACAUAAUGUUUGUAAGGCGUGCCUGCAGAGGUCGUUCCGCGCCCAGGUGUACUGCUGUCCCGCCUGUCGGCACGACCUUGGGAAGGGGUACAGCAUGGCGACCAACAAGGAGCUCCAGGCCAUCCUGAACCUGCUGUUCCCUGGGUACAGCGCAGGCAGAUAAACAAGUCAACAACAACAACAA